Messenger RNA from Trachemys scripta elegans, 13169 nucleotides. It is a transcript of the gene DOT1L, whose product is annotated as DOT1 like histone lysine methyltransferase. NCBI's taxonomy places the organism in Eukaryota, Metazoa, Chordata, Testudines, Emydidae. Gene Ontology annotation, cellular component: nucleus. The record is from RefSeq and is a predicted model, not a curated record. The transcript is spliced from 29 exons. Bases 180 to 5096 code for a protein of 1638 amino acids. Gene Ontology annotation, biological process: regulation of transcription regulatory region DNA binding; DNA repair; heterochromatin formation. Gene Ontology annotation, molecular function: histone H3K79 methyltransferase activity.
GCCGGCCCAAGAUGGCGGCGGCGCUGGAGAGCCCGGCCAGCCGCUAACGACAAUAGAGGGAGGCGAAGGGGAGCGGGCGGCCCCCCCCCUGCCCCAGCAGCGGCCCCCCCCGGCCCGCACUCUCCGAGCGGCUUCUCUAGCAUGGUGCGGGGCCGCCGCCGCCUCCUCCCGCUGCCGACAUGGGCGAGAGGCUGGAGCUCAGGCUGAAGUCGCCCGUGGGAGCCGAGCCGGCCGUUUACCCCUGGCCGCUGCCCGUCUAUGACAAACACCAUGAUGCUGCUCAUGAAAUCAUUGAGACAAUUCGGUGGGUCUGUGAAGAAAUCCCAGAUCUCAAGCUUGCCAUGGAAAAUUAUGUUUUAAUUGACUAUGAUACAAAAAGCUUUGAAAGCAUGCAGAGGCUUUGUGACAAAUACAACCGUGCCAUUGAUAGCAUUCAUCAGUUGUGGAAAGGAACCACCCAGCCCAUGAAACUGAACACUCGUCCCUCCAAUGGGCUCCUCCGUCACAUCUUGCAGCAAGUAUAUAACCACUCGGUGACUGACCCAGAGAAACUCAACAACUAUGAGCCCUUUUCCCCAGAGGUGUAUGGAGAGACUUCCUUUGAUUUAGUGGCCCAAAUGAUUGAUGAGAUUAAAAUGACUGAGGAUGACUUGUUUGUUGACUUGGGCAGUGGUGUGGGUCAGGUGGUGCUUCAAGUUGCUGCUGCCACAAACUGCAAACAUCACUAUGGUGUGGAGAAAGCUGAUAUUCCGGCCAAAUAUGCUGAGACGAUGGACAGAGAGUUCAGAAAGUGGAUGAAAUGGUAUGGGAAAAAACAUGCAGAAUACACACUGGAAAGAGGUGACUUCCUCUCAGAAGAAUGGAAAGAAAGAAUUGCAAACACAAGUGUUAUUUUUGUGAAUAAUUUUGCCUUUGGUCCUGAGGUGGAUCACCAACUGAAGGAGCGAUUUGCAAACAUGAAGGAAGGUGGCAGAAUCGUGUCCUCAAAGCCUUUUGCACCUCUAAACUUUAGAAUAAACAGUCGAAACUUGAGUGAUAUUGGCACUAUAAUGAGAGUUGUGGAGUUGUCCCCACUGAAAGGGUCGGUUUCAUGGACCGGGAAACCAGUUUCUUACUACCUGCAUACUAUUGAUCGCACCAUACUUGAAAACUAUUUUUCUAGUCUCAAAAAUCCAAAACUCAGGGAGGAACAAGAGGCAGCUAGACGUCGUCAGCAAAGAGAAAACAAGAGCAACACAACUACUCCAACGAAGGUGCGAGAAAACAAGGAUUCUGGUGCUGAAGAAGAAAAAGUUGGGACAAAUGCAGUUAAAAAGACAUCCCCCUCCAAAGCACGCAAGAAGAAGCUGAGUAAGAAAGGAAGGAAAAUGGCCGGGCGGAAGCGAGGGCGUCCCAAGAAAAUGAACACUGCAAAUACAGAGCGCAAGACCAAGAAGAACCAAACUGCACUAGAGCUUCUGCAUGCUCAAACUGUGUCUCAGACACCCUCAUCCUCUCCUCAGGAUGCAUACAAGUCACCUCAUAGUCCAUAUUACCAACUACCUCCUAAAGUGCAACGGCAUUCAUCUAACCAACUGUUGGUGACUCCUACCCCACCUGCACUACAGAAGCUGCUAGACUCUUUUAAGAUCCAAUACAUGCAGUUCAUGGCGUACAUGAAAACUCCUCAGUACAAAGCAAACCUGCAACAGUUACUGGAGCAGGAAAAGGAAAAGAAUGCUCAGUUGCUGGGGACAGCACAACAGUUAUUCACCCACUGCCAGGCACAGAAAGAGGAAAUUAAACGUCUCUUUCAACAGAAACUCGAUGAGUUGGGAGUUAAAGCUCUGACAUAUAAUGACCUGAUUCAGGCUCAGAAGGAGAUCUCCGCUCACAACCAGCAGCUGAAGGAACAGACAAAGCAGCUGGAGAAAGAUAACAGUGAACUCAGGAACCAGAGCUUGCAGCUGCUUAAAGCACGAUGCGAAGAACUGAAGUUGGAUUGGUCAACGCUGUCGUUGGAGAGCUUACUGAAGGAAAAGCAGGCACUGAAGAAUCAGAUUUCUGAGAAACAAAAGCACUGUUUGGAAUUGCAGAUCAGCAUUGUGGAGCUUGAGAAAAGUCAAAGGCAGCAGGAGCUCAUGCAGCUGAAAUCGUAUAUGCCUCCUGAUGAGUCUCUGUCGGUACAACUACGCAAUAAAAACCGUUUAAGCCGUGAGCCCGAGGCUGAUCACGGCAGAUUCCAACUUGAGCUUGAGUGCUCUAAAUUUCCUAUGCCCCACAUCAAUGGCAUGAGCCCUGAACUGUCCAUGAAUGGCCAUGCUACUCCCUAUGAAAUCCAUAAUGCUCUUAGCAGGCCCUCUUCCAAGCAGAACACCCCUCAAUACAUGACCUCUCACCUGGACCAAGAAAUAAUUCCUUGCACCCCAAACCACAGCAACAGACAGAAGGUGGACAAGACAGCAAGCUUGUCCUUACCUGAUUACACCAGGUUUUCCCCAGCUAAGAUAGCCCUAAGGAGACACUUGAAUCAGGACCAUGCAGUCAAUGGAAAAGCAACAACUAAUGAGAUACACCAGAGAGCUGACCAUGUAAAAGAGAACGGCCUUACAUAUCCAAGCCCUGGCAUUUCAAAUGGCAUAAAGCUGAGUCCUCAGGAAACUCGGCCCUCUUCCCCAGCGGCCUUACCGAUUGCAGGCGAGAAGGUUUUGCGAGAGAGGACUUCUGCGAGUAAUGGAGAAACUAUCACCAGCCUACCUAUCAGUAUUCCUCUCAGCACGGUGCAGCCCAAUAAACUCCCUGUUAGUAUCCCUCUGGCCAGCGUAGUCCUACCUAGCCGUGUUGAGAAGGUGAGAAGCACACCUAGUCCAGUUCAUCAGAAUCGAGACUCGUCGUCAACACUUGAAAAACAGUAUGGUGCUAGUUCUCAUAAUGGCAUAAGCAAUGCUGCUGGAAAUAAGCCACUGGCUUUGGCUACCUCAGGUUUUUCAUAUUCUUCUGGCUCCAUGGCAGUUAAUGGAACUCUUUCAAACAGCCCCGCCCACCUUAACCAUAGUGUUGAUCAAGCAGCUGCGGACGACUCUGGGAGUUUGUUUAACUCGGUAGGGUCUCGAAGCUCCACUCCACAAUACCCUUCUUUGCUAAUGAUGCAGUCACGGAACUCUGGGCAGAACUCCCCGGCUCACCAGCACUCAGCAAGCCCCAAGUUAAAUGGUGCCUCCCAGAGCAUGGUAGGGGUACUGCAGUACGUGGAUGCUCAGAAGAUGUUUGCCGAAGGAACAAAGGGGGAACUUCAGCCUGAUGCCGCCUUUUCCGAUCCUGAGAAUGAGGCCAAGAGAAGAAUCAUCUUCACAAUCUCUCCUGGUACAGGAAGUAUAAAACAGUCUCCGUCUAACAAGCACAGUCCCCUGACAGCAAGCAUUCGGAUGGACUGUGGCCAAGCAUACAUGCAGGAUGGGAAGAAACGAGGGCGAAGGAAGAGAUCCUCCACAGGGAAUCUAAACAUGAACUCCGGGGUGUCCCCUAAACGUAAAUCCUUACCAACUGUGGCUGGACUCUUCACUCAGCCUUCAGGCUCACCACUUAAUAUAAACUCAAUGGUCAAUAACAUUAAUCAGCCUUUAGAAAUAACAGCCAUUUCCUCCCCUGAAAACUCCCUGAAGAACUCUCCUGUUCCCUACCAGGACAAUGACCAGCCUCCAGUGCUGAAGAAAGAGAAGCCCCUGAUUCAGACCAACGGUGUUCAUUACUCGCCACUGACUUCGGAUGAAGAACAGGGAUCGGAAGAUGAGCACAAUAGCACCAGAAUUGAGAGGAAAAUUGCAACGAUAUCAUUGGAAAGCAAAUCUCCACAGAAGACUAUUGAAAAUGGUGGCAGUUUAGCUGGGAGGAGACAAGCACAAACCAGUGAGAACAUGAAUAGCAGUAAAUGGAAGUCUACCUUUUCACCAAUUUCUGACAUCAACCUGACCAAAACUACCGAUAGCCCAUUGCAGGCUGUUUCAUCUCUGAGCCAGAAUUCCCUGUUUGCCUUUAGGCCGUCCUCUGAGGAUGGCAUGGCCAUCGAUGCCAAAAUUGCAGCACACACACGGAAAAACAUCACCAUGUCCUCCUCUGGGACGGACGGACUCAGCCCCAAUACAAACUCCACUAAUGGAUCCAUGUAUAACGGUGGACUGACCACAGACAUCGGUUUACACAGCUUUAUUGAUGGUGCUUCUCUUCCUCAUAAGACUUCAGAUGUGACAACCCUCAACUCCUCUCUGGGUUUUCAGUCACAGAGGAGCAAAGAUGUGGGGAUUUUGGAGACAAACCCCUUUUUGAACAAGAGGCAGCUUGAAGGCCUAGGCAGCAUGAAAGGAGAAGACUUAAACCGGUCAGGGGUCAAAAGUAAAGAGAUCAGUGAAUUAACCAUUCGUCCAGGGGCGGCUUCUGAAAAAAGUUCCUUGCAGCACAAUGGCAAGGUCGGCAAAGGACGGGACCGAGAUUUGGAGUUUAAAAACGGCCACAACCUUUUCAUUUCUGCUGCUGCUGUAUCUUCUGGUGGCCUUCUCAAUGGCAAAAGCCUUUCCACUGGUGUCUCAUCUGCAGGCAACCCAGCACCUUCUGUUCAGACGCAUCAUCCUUUCUUAAACACAUUGACCACUGGAUCGCAGUUCCCCCUGGGCCCCAUGGCUUUGCAGGCAAACCUCAACUCGGUCACAAACGCCUCAGUAUUGCAGUCCUUAUUUAAUUCCAUGCCAGCUGCUGCCAGCCUGGUCCACGUGUCAUCAGCUGCAACCAGACUGACUAACUCUCAUGCUAUGGGGAACUUCUCUUCUGGGGUUACAGGUGGAACAGUUGGAGGUUACCCGUGUGGCGUAGAAUCAAAAGUUCUGCUUUCUCUUGGGUCUGGCCAUUGUUCCCCACGGCAUACGCAGGCUGGCAGUCGGAAGGUAAUUAGGAUUUCUACCUCAACCCAAUGUGACCUAUGCAAGGACAACGUGGACCAACUUCACUCAGCUUCCACUGAAAGGUGCUCGCCUGGCCUGGCAGGGGUUUCUACUCUCUUACUACUGGACAAAGUAAACAAACAAACAAAAGACCUAAAUAACAGAGAAAAGAAUAUUCUACUGUGAAUCGGAGUUGAAAAAAAACUGCAAAGGAAAAUGCUUAAAAAAAAAAAAAAGCUCCAGUUUGUAUUGUCGAUAGUUUAGAUAAAGUAUUUAUCUUUUUUUAAAAAUGAAAACAAUUUUGGCUUAUUUUAUUCCAUCUAAAGUCAUAAAAAACUGCAACUCAUUGAAACCAUUCUCUGAAUAAUAAAGGACUGGCACACCAGCAGAGAUGUAAAGAGCCUCCUCUCGGUGCUAUUUCAUCCGUCAGAACUGUGCCUCUCUAGUUCAAAUCCUUGGUGCUGAAUUUGAGGGUUGACCAAUGCCAAACCCAGUUCUCAGACAGGUCUGCUUUUAUUUAUUCAACUCACUCUGUUCAUAUACCAAAGUCCAUUGAUUUACAGCAAAGCAGGAGCUACAGAGAAUGGCAGUCUUUAGUUUUGGGUGGUUUUCUUUUUCUUUUUAACAGAGCUCAUGGCUCAGUUAUCAGGCAUUUAAUAUUGUCUAUUACAAACCAGAAUGCAAUACUCCCCUCUGGAAUGGCAGCUAGAUUACCUGAUCUGACCUGUGCAAACUCAGCUGGUUCAGACACUUUGAACAGAAGAAGCAUAACUUAAGUCUAGUCCUGUUAGACUACUUCACUGGGCCCAUUAAAACCUCUGGUGGUGCUCCAGUCACUGUGAAUUUCAGUAGCUAGACUGUUAACUUGUUUUGGGGGGUCAUUUGGCAUAUGAACAGGGUGCAUAAUCACUGGUGUUGGUCAGGCCCUUUUUAACAAUAUUGGGAAGAUUGAAAACCGAGCUUCUAUGCUGGGGCAGAUAGCAGCAGAUUUUCUCCGCUUGUUGUUUUUGUUGAAGUACAAUGUAUUUUGUUAGUAAGGUUUUGAUACUUGAUUCCGAAAUGGCUCAGCCGUGUACAUUUUAUUGACUUCUAAGUGCAUUUGCUUUUGUAUUUCUUUGCUUUGAAUAGGUUUAAAUGGUAGUUCACAAAAACACCACAAUCUAGCUUAACUUGCUGCCACACUAUCAAACUGGUGCAUUUUGAAUUGUAUUGUGACUUGGUGUUCUGUGUACAGAAAAGUGUCGCUCCGAGCAGUGACCGUAUUUUAUAGACGUGAUGAAAAUUUAUAAAUUUCAUAAACUUUAUUCAGUUUAUUUUUUAGGUUGUGUGAUGCACAGUAAACUUGUAAAAAGAGGUUUUUAUUUAUUCAAGUGCACAAAAUGGGGAGGAGGAUCCAUUACUUCAUAAACUUCGAUCUGCAGCAUAGACUGGACCAAGCGCCAGUAAAGGAAACCACAAUAACAGAAGGGGGAUCGCGACAGCAAAGUGACUAGAUUCAGAGCACACCGGUGCUAAAGUGAACCUUUUGGCCGAAGUUCUGUCUGGGGAGAUACGGUCGUAUUGCAUCGGAGGCACUUGGUAUCCUUCAGUCCAUUCCAGCCAGGUUCAUAGCUCUCUAAUUACAGUCUCUAACCUCCAGCAAGCAGCCAUUCACUAGAGUUGAGCUCUCCCUUACCAACUCCCUAGUGCGGUUUCCCUUUGUCACAAACUGCUGGGCUUCGUGAAUCAGCUGCCUAAUUGCACUCGGAGCAGGCCAAAUAUCUCGUCACACUCUUGUGCUGUGCUUCCAUGGCUGGUUUGAUCUGUGUCUCCAUGAGUACUAUGCUGGUUCUUGUGUCCAAUGGAGCUGGUGGACAUGUUCUCCUACUUUCCUAUUCUCGCUAGCUCCUUCCUCUCCCCAUGGGAGUGAAUUUGUCCUGGAAAGGUGCAGUGUCCUGAUUAACAAUGCCCACCUUCAAUGUAUUUCAAAUUGGCCGCUUCCCUCUAGACCAUGUAGUGGGCAGUGGCAUAGAAGUUGACCAGCUCAGUUACCCUAUCCGCUCCUGAGUGUCUCGGCCUCUCCAAAAGGUGCCCCCCGGGUGCAGAAACUAUUAAUGUAACUUUGCCUUAUUAUUGAUCACUAAAAGAGACUGAUCCUUAUUCCUCAUCUCCAGGAAUAUUUGUAAUCAUUUUCUGGUUUGCGCAUGGGAGCGGAGAGUGAGGAAGUGAUACAUCCAGCUGGAUUCCUAGCAGCAGGGAGAGAACCUAGCGAAAGCAAAGUAAUGCUCAGGGAGUGGCCACUGAGAGACCUCCAGUAGCUUCUAGUGGAAGCCAUAAACAGUUAUGUCCUGGAAUCCAGGAAAACACGUAACCGUUAUUGUUCAGCUGUGAAUUGGGCAACUCCAGCCUGAUCCAGAUCUUUGGGUAACUGAAAGGUGCAGGGCCUUCUCAGCAGUUUUAAUCCCAAUUAAAGGCAACAAAAUUCAAACUCAGGUCCUUGGAAGAUUAAAGAAAAAGUAGGUAGUGAAAUAGUGUGAACAACUGCUCAAGGGCCCUAGCUUUGCCCCUCUAUAUGCCUCAGUUAUGCCGAUCGAGGCUCGUCAACAUCCCUGAUUUAAGAGCUGGGCGGGAAAUGCAUGAUAUCACUUGAGCCAGUCUGCUUUCACCAGAUAACCAAUUCCAUCCUGGCCAGGUGCAAUGGGGGCAAGACCUAGCCAUUAUCCUCUUCAGCCCUGUUGUUCUGCUAAAGGGUUUAAUGAGAACCUUUGUUGUAUUGUGAGUUUCAAACAUGCUUCUGAGGGCAGUUAUACCUGCAGGGAUUCCAGAACUUCUCUGUCUUUGUUAGCUUCUGCCUUUAAAUUUGACUGUUGCAGCCUUCUGUGUUCUGUGCACAUUGCUUGCUUGCGGAUUUUGUCUUCCCAGUAAUCUCAGCUGAGUUGGACUUCUGCGUAAGAGUCAGGCAGGGCAGGGAAAUGGGGCAGGUAAGGCUAUGGAAUUCUGGUGCUUCUCACCAAAAGGCCCCUUUUUCUCUCUGUUGCAGCCUGGGAAUUUCCACUUUUCCAUGGAGAAAUUGGGAAAUAGAUUCUUAAAGUUUUGGGGAGUCACAUGAUGCACUGGGGUCAGGCAAGAGACCUGGGUCUUACUCCCAGCUCUUUCCCUUACUCACUGUAAUCUUGGGCAAGUUGGUUCAGCAUCUCCAUCUGUUUCCCCAUCAGUAAAACCGGGAGGAUACUUGCCUUGCUUCAUAAAGUGCUUUGAGAUCUCUGGGUGAAAAGCUCCAUGUAAGUGUGAAGCAUUAAUAAAGCUCUAAUCUGCAUGGCUGGAAAUUUGGAUAUUUGUGACCUUAGCAAGAAAGCUCAGUGCCAGAGGUGUGAGACUUGUUCUCAGUAACCUGAGGUGGUACUUUAUUUAUUUAAUAUUAUUUAAGCCACAAUGUGAAGUGCAGGAAAGGAAUUCUUUCUGGUUUACACUUUCCUACGCCCGGCCCAGUCAUUCUACUACUGUCACAAAUGUUCCUUCUCAUCUGCAUUGCUGCUGCUGGCAAGGGGACUCAUAAUGAAGCUAAAAUGCAUUUUGUAGCAUCUGCCAAAAAAUUGAACUUCCCGAGUGUGUUGAGCUGAGCCUGUGUGGCCCUUUGUGAAAAAGCGAGGUGGGGGUAGAUGUUUGCAGAUGCAGAGACAAGUUGUUACACACCACCAAAAAAGGGAAGAGUGCAUCUGCUCCAGUUGUCUGGUUUGCCUUUCCCAGCCCCCAGACAACCUCUUGGAGUGUCAGAAAGUUGGGAGAGCUCCCAAGGCAUUCAACUUAAAUUUGCUGUUUUCUGUGGAUUAGUCAUUCAGUAAGAAUUCUGAUACGGGACAGUGGUGGUUGAGGAAUCCUGAAAAUAGGCCGCUUUGCUUUGUGUACGUGAGGGCUGCAUUGGAGUGCGACUGGAGACCUGGCGGUUGUUGACAUGGUUGACCUCUGUCAAAUCAGUUUCUGCCUCUAUUUCCUCAUCUCGAAAAUGGGGAUAAUGGCACUUGGCUACUUUUUGUAAAGUGCAUUGAUCUUCCUGGGGAGGGUCAUAAAUGCUAGAUCUUAAAUCUCAUCACUCAUUUAAGUGCAGGUUGUGGGAGUGAUGGUUUCCCCAAGUACUUGGGGAAACUACUGGGCAGCAGAUGGGGGGGGGGGGGGGGGGGGGGGAGAAAGUGGGUUUAAAGUGGACUUGGUUAAGGGUUUGCAUGGAGGAUCCCAUAGCCUUCCAUUUAAAAAAAAAUACUGAGACAAUGAUACGUGCAGCUCUCUUUAAAGCUUCCCAUAUGUGUGAACAUCGGAGGGUGCCCUUUCUCCUUGACAGAGGUGUUCCUGUCUGCAGGGCCACUCCCCUGCUUGAUUCCUCCCAGUUUGUUUAUACUCUGGACUGUCAGCUCAUUGGAAGGCAGGUGAAGCAGGAAUUAAAGCCAUCCCUCUUAGAACUGCACGCUAAAAGAAUUCAAACGUAGGUGAACUAUUGUGGUAGCUGGUUGUAGAUCAGGACCCCUUAUGAUCGGUGGGCUGAGAGAGAGAGAGAGCGCUCCUCCCCCAAAGCACAAUCCAAGUAUGAGAUGGCAGGUGGCUAUAACAGGCGGGAGCACAAGGAGACAAUGAGACUUUCCGGUUGUCUCAAUUGUUAUUGCUCCUUUACUGUGGGGAUAAAGAUCCCUUAGAACAAGGGGUAUUCACUCUGUUGGUAAUUGGCUUUGUGAGCAGGCUCAGCAGAGAGGCCAAGAAUUGGAGUGGGCCACGUAGGCUGAAUUCCCCUCUAUGCCGGUUGUGCAGGUAGGUGCGUUGACUGGGGGUGGGGGGAAUCUUGUCCAAUGGCUGCUUUUGCUGUCACUCAAGGUGUGCUUUAUGCUUGCUGCUUGCUCCUGAAGUGAUUGUGCGCAUCACUGGCCUGUGGCUAGACAAGAGCUUUAAAGCUCCAGUCCAUGCCAUCCUGUCACACUUUCCCACCCCCAAAAUCACAGGGCUUUAUUUUUAAAUUGGCCCCGUUAUUAAGGUGCCAGAGCUGUUUUAAUCUACUCCUGUUUGCUGCAGAGCAGUGAGUGGCUCUGAACUCAUCAUUUGGGUAUUGGAGAAGGUCUGCUGAAUUAACAGAUUUCAGGCCCGUUGUUCGAGGAGUGAAAACAAGCAAUUACAUGACACCUUUCCUCUAAAGAGUCCAGAGUUCAAGCAGUUGCUUCAAAUUUGCUUGGCUGUUCUUAGGCUGAUCAAUUAAGCUACAUCUCGGGCCAUGCAAACCUUUUGCUGGGUGUAGCUUGCAGUAGCCCAUGUACCUUAUCCUGCUGAUGGAUGGAUGGAUGGAUUUCCUCUCAUUUCUUCGGAGGGGUGUCGCUUGAAUACUGCAAUACUAUUUUUAAUCUCUUGGCUGUGAAAGUUUUUGUGUCUUCAUCUAGGAUGAAGAAAUUUUGCUUAUGGGGAAAAUGAUCGAGUGUAAUGUGCCUCAGAAGAUAGAUUUUUAAGCACAGAAAUGGAGCUAAAAAUGAAUGGAGGGCAGGGAAAAGAAUGUCAUUUACAUCCAACCCUCCCUCCCUCAUUCCCCUUUAUAUUGGAGCUGAUAAAAUGAUGACAAAAAAUGGAGGGUAGAAGGAGAGGUAGAGGCGAAAUGGAGGCAAGUUUUAUUCCUAUCUUGGGUGAUUCAAGCCUUUUAUUGAUAGCUGGGUUUAGUUAAAGAAAGAUCCUUGUAGGGGAAAUCUUUAAUCCCUCCCUUCCCCACCUUCCCUUUCUGGAGAAACUGACAAUAGCGCUAGUUAAAUAGGUGAUAGGGUGGGACACAGGCAACUGUUAGACUUUCACCUCUGGAGACCCGGGUUCAAAUCCUGCUUGGAUUGUGCAUUGAAGUAAAUUGGGUUUCAAUACUGUUUGUUCCCAGAAUCCUGCCGUUCUGCUGAGAGUCCUAGGACCGGGAUAGCUGGAGUGUCAGGGCAGGGAUCUGCAUUAACCACGCUGCAUCAGGGACAAUUUGCAAUGCCUGCCAUAUGCUGCUGUGUCUACUUAGGUCUCGCUAAUGUGAGCGGUCAGUUGUGGGAACACAGUUGCUUCCAAUUGUUUUCUUAAAGUCCAACACACGCUUCCCUUCUGGCAAAGUUCAUUCGUGGAGCCCAGUUCUUUGUGACGUCUAGGGAGACUCAGACGAUUUCCAAGGGUGUUUGUAAGAUGAAUUCAGGGUCCAAUCUCUCUCUCUGGAGUCAGCCAGGCAAAUUUUAACAUUGACUUUAAUGAGAGCAGGAUUGCUCCCUGUGGUGUAGCUGGAGGGAUGGAUGAAGUAACUUCAGCACUAAGUGUGUGGUGUUUUUCUGUUAUGUCCCAGUCCUGCAAACACGGACUCCUCUACCAGGAGUAUCUCACUGGUAGUAAAUGCUAUGCCCCCAACGAAGUGUUGGCAGGAUCAGACUCUUAAACUGCUAGUGUCUCAUCACUCUUGUAUAGAGAGAGAGAGAGAUACAAUACACACACACACCAGGCUGCACCCCACCUUUCCCAUGGUUGCUGGAAUGGUGGAGGGAGAUGUCAAGAGCUGGGACUUGCUGCAGUCUCUCAUAAGCUGCUGUUUGAGGGACACAUUUUCCCCCACACUGAUUAGACUUCAGGCCUACAAUAGAAGCCACCCUCCACCCAUUCUGAAGAUGGUGCUAUUUUCCUCCCCAGUGACUAUCAAUACACUUGACAGUUUUCUUCACUGACCGGGGAGUAGCCUUAUCCAUUAGUCUAACCAGGAUUGCUAAAUAACUUCAGUCACAGGUGCUGUUCCCUGAAGAGCUGUAAUUCGCUUUCUAACUCUGUGAGGGCUCCGUUAGGAAUGUAUUGACCACAUAUAGUCCGUUUGCUUUCGGUAUUGAAAGCAAACCUUUUGUAUACCAGAGCUUGGAAGCAUGAAAACUUUGACACCCUUUUUCUUUAGAGAGUUUUCUCCUAAUUAAUACUCUUAGGUGGUUGCUGUUAAUAGUUCUGCUUCUCUUGUUUUGCCUGAGCCAAAAGCAUUAAGAGCACUGGUAGCUUGGAACGAUUAUUGCUUUCUAAUAAGAAAUGGGAACUGUACGGUGGACAGUAAAACAUUAAUCUAUUUAAAUCACAGUUUGGGGAGAAAUUAGUAAGUGUUUUUGUGAACUAUCUCUGCAGCACUGAGGAAAAUCACUGUAGAUGAGGUUUUUUAAAUACAAAUUUAGACAGUGUAAAAGUAUCUUAUUUUUUUUAAUUCAAAUGCCCUUCCCCAUUCCCCUGAACAAUUCCAUAGAUGACCCUUGUUUUUCACGAAUGAGUUGGACGCACCUUUUUCAUUAAAUUUUGUGCCAUAUUUUAUUUAUCCUUUAUGCGUUAUAAAUAUCUAUCUACUUAGACUGAAUAUUGCAAUACCAGAUGCUGUUGUUGUGGAACAGGGCAUAAACCCAAUACUAAAACUGAAAAUAUCCCUCCAGUAUAUUUAGCGCUUGUGACUGUCAGUCUUUUUAGUCUUCAUGCUUUGCUUUCAAUAUUAAAGAUGAGCUAACCACUUCCUAAAGGUUUGAAGAUGUUAAUGCUGAAGUGCUCUCAAGUUCGACCCUGUGAUUCUAAGGUACAUCUGGUUGCUUUUCUGGUGCAGUGGAAUUGUCCUUUGGAAAGGUGAUUUUUCUGGCAUUGUUAAAUCCAGCCUGCUUGGCUCCACCCUCCUGCCCCCUACUAUAAAUUCUUGAAGUGGUCAGUUUUAAAUUAAAAACCAAUUCUUUAGGUCUCUGGUCUUUGUAAGAAAGCGUUUUAGGAGUGGGGGGUCUGCCCUUGCUGGGUGGGACUGGACAGAGGAAUGCAAAUGAAGUUGCUGUUGCUCAGGAAUUGAUUAGUAAAACUUUUAACUACUAAUAAAAAUUAAUUUUUCAAUGGAUUUAAAACAAAAAAUACCCAUUUUCUUGCUUAGAACAUGUGAUAUGGGAUGUUUCCUAGUGAAUAGGAAUUAGUUUAUACAUUUUAGCCUAUGAAAUUGAAUUAUUUAAAAUUCAAACCUCCCCUAAUUUAUCUUUAUUUGGUUUUUUUUUUUUUAUACUGGUAUGUUGCCCUGUCAUUCUUCCAUAGAACUAGUGUGAAUUCUUCUGGUGUGUAUAUAUGUAUGUAAUAUUAUAUAUAUAUUAUAUUAUAUAUAUAUUUUCCACCCACCCUAAUUUUCCACAAUGCAAGAGUUAGUUUUUUUUUCUCCCCUCCCUUCCACUUUAAUUUCUUGUCUUUUACCUUGAUUUGUAAUUGAAACAAUGCUUUGAAGUUUUGUCUUUAUAUUAAAAUGUAUGUAUUUUAAUA